Mya arenaria is the source of this 2114-nucleotide messenger RNA. RefSeq names its product glutamate receptor U1-like. Gene Ontology annotation, cellular component: plasma membrane; postsynaptic membrane. The record is from RefSeq and is a predicted model, not a curated record. Lineage: Eukaryota; Metazoa; Mollusca; Bivalvia; Myida; Myidae. The transcript is spliced from 8 exons. Gene Ontology annotation, molecular function: transmitter-gated monoatomic ion channel activity involved in regulation of postsynaptic membrane potential; glutamate-gated receptor activity. Gene Ontology annotation, biological process: synaptic transmission, glutamatergic; modulation of chemical synaptic transmission. Bases 102 to 1553 code for a protein of 483 amino acids.
UGGUAACGAGUACUGCACGCGCAACCUUCCGCGCGGCCUGAAUCUCUUGGCGCGUGUCAGCGGCUGUCAGAGACGUUCACAACUGAUAUUUAGGCGGGGACAUGGAGGCCCUUACGUGGAUGUUAUUUGGGAUUAUAUUCUCCCUUGUACAGUGUAAAGAACUGACAUUUUCUACUGUAUUGAAUGAACCUUACAUAUACAAGGAUGCAGAUGGACAGUAUGUGGGAAUGCUUCCGGAACUUUUCUCGGAGAUGGGCUACAACGUGACAGUAACUGAGGCAGACGUAUACGGCCAGCUGCUUCCCAAUGGCUCAUGGACUGGAAUGAUGGGAGACGUCAUUAACAAGAAUGCGGACUUCGCGGGUCCGUUGACGGUGGUCGGUCGGCGCGCGGAGCAUGUCGAUUUCUCAUCUCUUUUCACGGCAGUAGGACCGGUUAUCCUGAUGCGAAAGCCUCCUAACGAAUCCAAGCCUCUAAGAGAGAAACUGUCACUUCCAUUCCGUCCAAUGGAACUUUCCGCCUGGCUUAUGCUCAUCCUAGCGCUGUUGGUAACGGGGACGGUGCUUUACAUCAUCUCACACUUCAACCCGUACGAGUGGCGGAGGAUGGCCAAGGACCGCGAGGCGAGUCUACGCGAACAGGAGUCCUUCACUUGUCUCAACUCAUUCUGGUUCAUCCUCAGUGCGCUCGCCCUCCAAGGUUAUGCGCGUGCCCCGCGGUCGGUGGGCGGGCGGCUGGUUGUGCUGGGUUGGUGGGCGUUCCUUCUCCUCUUCCUCUUCUUCUAUAUCGCCUCCCUCAUCAACGUCAUUCACGAGCCUCCCCAACCCUUCGCCAUUCCCGGAUACUCCAAGAUCAAAAGCUUUGAGGACCUAGCGAACAACGACCAAAUCGGUAUCGGCAUCCUCAGAUUUGGCACCACGGAGAAAAUGUUCGAAGAAUCAUCUGAUCCAAUCGACAAACGAAUAUAUGAGAAAAUCAUUAAAACGAGAAAGGAAAUGAAGAAGCAACUGAACACAACAAAGGACCUGGUAAAUUAUCUGCGUUCAAGAGAGUAUUCUGACUUUGCGGCGAUAAUGGAGUCGGACGCAGCUACGUUUGUAACAAACACGUUGCCUUGCAACUUAUACAUGGUCACUGAGGGGAUAGUCACGAAGGGCACGGGAUUCGCUUUUGAAAAGGGAUCAUCGUUACAACGAGAGUUUAAUAUGAAUUUGCUCAAAGCACAGGAGUCUGGUUUGCAAAGAAAACUAGAGAAAAGAUGGACUCGGUCGAAAUGUUCAGCCGCGGCGUACAACCCCAUGCUGUACGACGAGACCAACAGGGUUGUAUAUUUCGUAGGGUUGGCGGACCUGGCUGGUGCACUGCUUAUUCUGAUCGUAGCCAUUGUUCUUGGGGGUAUCGUUACAAUAGCGGAGAUAUGCAUCUACAAGUGUGCGGAAACUACCGUAGACGACGAUGAUGUUGACGACCACGUGCGCGCGAACCAGAGGCUUGACGCCAGCGACAUGCUAUUGGCUGUCGACUCAAAGAAGGGCGGAGCUACUCAAGUUUGAAUGGAAAUCAAUUUAAAUGGACGAUAGCCAUUUUAGCCUUAACAUAGAAGAGAUUUCAGCUGGAGUUCCAAGUAUACUUAAAGAUUGAAAUGGGUCGCCACUGUCUUUGUGAGAAACGUAUUUCCCAUCUGAAACGAACAUUUUGGUGCUAACAUUAUCAUUAUAUGUAAUGCUGACCUCUUUUCAAAGAUAUGUUUAUCUUUGUUAUGUUUAACUAGUUGCCCCUAAUGUUUUUUUGUUUCACAAUUCCACCUUGUUGUAUGCGCGAUUUUAACAUUUUUCUUAGCGCCGUGCUUGACCACGUGACGUAUGUUUUUGGUGACGUGUACUUUUUACUAUAUUUAUAAAUUUUGUGAUAGUACAAAGUUUCAUGAAUAGACAUACUAAUUACGUGCAUAUCAAAAUGCAGGUUUCAUCUGACAUUUUCAUUUGACUUCUAUCGUUAGGUAGCCAGUUCAAUUAUAAACUUAUAAUAUAUACUAAUCAUAUAAUACUCGUUUGUGUAUAUUGCACACAUGUUUGUAGUUUGAUUGCUGUGUUCGUCUUGAAAAAUAUAAACAA